Molecule: messenger RNA, 2853 nt
Organism: Dioscorea cayenensis subsp. rotundata (Guinea yam)
Lineage: Eukaryota; Viridiplantae; Streptophyta; Magnoliopsida; Dioscoreales; Dioscoreaceae
Exons: 21
Coding region: 164-2536 (790 amino acids)
Cellular component (GO): plasma membrane
Source: RefSeq, a predicted model, not a curated record
UUAUAGUGAAACGCGCAGCAAGAACAAAGAGAGAUUUCAAACGCCUCGUCCUCUCGAACCUUUCCCCCGUCGCUCAAAGACCUCACACAAGAAAACUAGGGUUUCCAAGGGCUUCGUCGUCGAUCUUGGUCCCUCUUGCCUCCACCGGAGCCAGAUCUCGGGCAUGGGAGCCUUUGAUACGAUCUCCGGGGGCGGGCUCUCCUAUAGCCAGGACCGGCUGCCAGCGUGGGCAAUCGCUGUGGAUGGUGCGUCGGCGCCGAUUGGGAAUUUGUCUGACCAGUUCUUGGCCCUUGACGUCGGAGGUUCGUCGAAGGAUCACCUCAUUCAGGUCAUGAAGGCCGUUGAGGAUGCUGAGGCCAUGAUUGGUUUGCAGGUGGAAGAGAAUAAACAGUUAAAGGAUGAGCUUAUGCGGAAAGAGAAAGAACUAGAACAAUAUAAGCUAGUCUCUACUUCUGUAAAGCUGCCUUCCAAUAUUCCAAUAGAUGAACAUGAUGUUGGACGUUAUAAGGUACACCAGUCAACUUCUGUAAUUGGAAAUGAAUCGGACGGAUUCAGAUGGGCAGGUAAUGGUUCCUUAGCUGACCCUUAUGGCGCACUCAACUUUUGUCAGACUGGAGCCCAAGCAAGUGAGGCACCUUCGUUACCACCUAGCUCUGGAGACAUCCUUUAUUCUGAGAGAAUCAAUGUGGAUGGAACUUUGAAGAGUUUUUCUGGACUCCGUACUGGCUCCGAGAAUUCUAACUUAUCUCAGUUAGCUGGUUCAUCAUCUAGAUCAUUCUCUCCAAACAGACAUCAGGGGGAAGGUGAAUAUGAUUCCAGGAUUACUUUGCCUGGUCAUCGACUAUUGCCUGUAUCAGAUGUUAACUCAAAUGUUCUUCUGAAGCAGGAUCUUGCUAACAAGGUGAGGGAGCGCGAAGAAGAAAUUCUUCAGUUAAGGAAGCAUCUUGCUGCUUAUUCUGUGAAGGAGGAGCAAAUACGUGGCGAGAAAUGUGUUCUAGAAAAACGCAUUGCAUAUAUGCGUGCGGCAUUUGACCGGCAGCAACAGGACUUGGUUGAGGCAGCAUCAAAAUCUCUUUCGUACAGACAGGAUAUAAUGGAGGAGAAUGUCCGUCUUUCAUAUGCGUUGCAAGCAGCACAAGACGAAAGAAGAACUUUUGUUUCUUCCUUGAUGCCUCUGCUUGAAGAAUACAGUCUCCAGCCAUCUAUCAUAGAUGCUCAAUCUAUUGUUAGUAGUUUAAAGAUUUUGUUUAAACAUCUUCAGGAAAGACUAUUCACUACCGAGGAGAAGUUAAGAGAAUCCCAAUACCAGGUGGCUCCAUGGCAUCCGGAAAUAUCAAACAACACAAGCUUCCCUCCGCAGUCACCUUCCCAUCUUCCUGCUACACCCCGUGCUCCUUUGAGCAAAAAUGCCCUAGAAAUUGUACCUCAAGCACCAUAUUCUCAUGGGCAGUCUCCGGUUUCUUCUCCUUCCAACCUUCAAACAAGGGUUGACUGGGAGACUUUAGCCAACCAAAGUCAUCAUGCUGCUCCAAGUAGGGUUGCCAUGAAUAAUCUAGACCGCGAAAACUUAGAUAGGAGUACUCCCACUGUUAGCAGGACUUCCAUGACACAAGAUACAUCAACUGGAGUAAAUCAAGGUGUUGUGCAUCAUAGUGCUGAAUCCCAGAAUCAGACUCCAUCUUUCAAGGAAUUUACUCCAGGAAACGUGGUUGAUGACUCUGAUGCUGUUGCAUUUCCGCAUGGUAGGGAAACAUCCGGCUAUUGGGGUUCUGGAAACAUACCUGCGCCUGAUGAUGGCAAUUCUUCUUAUCCUUAUCUGCCACCUGUACUUGAGGAGCCCGGUUCUUCAUUUUCUGAAGCUGCAGAAGAUGAACCUUUGCCUGGAAUAGAUGGCCUUCAAAUUGCUGGUGACCCUUUCCCAGGCAGAGAACUCCAAGCAUGUGGGUAUUCAAUCAAUGGUACUACCAGCUGUAAUUUUGAGUGGGUACGCUAUUUAGAAAAUGGAGCUCCGAAUUAUAUCGAGGGAGCAAAGCAACCCAAAUAUCUUGUUACUGCUGAUGAUGUUGAUACUGUACUUGCCAUUGAAGUUCAGCCUCUGGAUAACAGGAAGCGGAAGGGAGAACUUGUUAUGGUUCUUGCUAAUGAUGGGAGAAGAAUAACAUGUGAUGCCGAAAUGAAAGAUCAAGUUGAGAGAGCCUACCGUGCUUUUCAUGCAUCAUUUGAAGUAUUGAUAUCAGCUGGAGCUCUAGAUAUUUGGGAGCCUGCUACAUUGGCAAUUAAGAGGGAUGCUUACAGUAUAAAGCGCAAUGGACCACGAGGGGUUGUGGUGGAGGAGAAAUUUCAACCAGCCGUUGCUAUAACAAUUCCAUUCGGACAAGCCAAUGAAUUUGCAAUUAGUUCUCCUGGUGGGGAGUAUCUGUUAAAGGCUGUUGAAACUGGCGUGUCAAGAGAUACAAUUGUCCUCACCAUGAGAAUGCUAAAAAUGAGGGCUGUGGAGAAAAGGAAAGGAAGGAAGCGAGGUCUGUUCUUCAAGUAGAUUUGGGUCUACUUCAUCACAAGUUCCUCAAAGGACUUGUUUUCAUUUGUUUGUACAUGUUUGCAUGAAUGUAUAUCCUGUGAAAAUAUUUGCAAUAGCGCCACCACAUUCACUUUUAGAAGUGGUCAAUUUUUUCAAUUAGAGUAAGAUCACUUGCCCUUCUUGGUCAUUUUUGUGAAUUGCAUGUAACCAAAUGUUAUAUAGAUUUUUUAGGAUAUUUUCACAUUUGUAUGCCAUUGACUUUCUUGUUUGUAUUCCCUCUCUCUGUGGCUCUUACAAUUAACAAGCUAAUGAAGCCGGGCAUUUAUUUGGUUUGA